This is a messenger RNA of Zingiber officinale, 1580 nucleotides long. Its product is annotated as PTI1-like tyrosine-protein kinase At3g15890. The coding region runs from base 161 to 1324 and encodes 387 amino acids. The transcript has 5 exons. NCBI's taxonomy places the organism in Eukaryota, Viridiplantae, Streptophyta, Magnoliopsida, Zingiberales, Zingiberaceae. Gene Ontology annotation, biological process: protein phosphorylation. Gene Ontology annotation, molecular function: ATP binding; protein kinase activity. The record is from RefSeq and is a predicted model, not a curated record.
ACUUCCGUCGCAUUUGACCGAAGCGAGGAGAGCGAAGUCACUAGACCAACGCCCUGUUGCGGCGGCGCAUGCGGCGUAGUCGUCGGGGCUCUCUUCGUAGUCAACUACCAUCAGCCGCUACCUCAAUCGCAAGGCAAAGACGCGUAGCUUCCUUCUGGAGAUGGAGGAGGGGAGCCGAUACCGAGAGCAGGAGGAGAGGCGACGGCGGCGGAUGGCCUUCUGCUCCUUGUUAUGCUGCGGAACAUCCAGGGAUGGGAAGGAGCCAGGGAAGAAGGGAUCGCCGACUUGGAGAGUGUUCUCACUCCAGGAACUGUACAUAGCGACGAACAAAUUCAAUUACGACAACAAAUUGGGCGAAGGAGGGUUUGGGAGUGUCUACAGGGGCCGGCUCUACGAUGGAACUCAGAUUGCUGUCAAGAGGCUAAAGGUUUGGAGCAACAGAGCAGAGAUGGAAUUUGCAGCGGAGGUUGAAGUUUUGGCAAAAGUGAGGCACAAGAAUUUGCUGAACUUGCGUGGAUACUGCGCUGAGGGGAAAGAACGCCUAAUAGUCUAUGACUACAUGCCUAACUUGAGUUUGGUCUCCCAUCUUCAUGGUCAACAUUCACAAGCGUGUGCUCUUGACUGGAAAAGGCGUAUGAACAUAGCCAUAGGUUCAGCCGAGGGAAUUGCAUAUCUUCACCACCAUGACACACAGCACAUUAUCCACAGAGAUAUAAAAGCAAGUAAUGUUUUGCUAGACUCCAAGUUCCAAGCACGUGUUUCGGAUUUUGGGUUCGCGAGGCUCAUUCCAGAUGGUGCAACACAUGUUACUACAAGGGUGAAAGGAACUCUCGGCUAUCUAGCACCGGAGUAUGCUAUGCUUGGUAAAGCAUCAGAGAGCUGCGAUGUCUAUAGUUUCGGCAUAUUGCUUCUUGAGCUUGCAAGUGGAAAAAAGGCUAUUGAGAAAUUGAACCUGACAGUGAAGCAACGAAUUGUUGACUGGGCUCUCCCUCUAGCUCGACAAAAGAGGUUCAAAGAAAUGGCAGAUCCGAACCUCAAGGGAAACUUUGUGGAGUCAGAAUUGAGGAGGAUGGUGCUUGUUGGUCUAGUUUGUGCCCAAAGCAAGCCAGAGAAUAGACCUACAAUCCUUGAUGUAAUUGACUUGCUUAAAGGCGAGCCAAAAGGGAAGCUAUUUGAUUUGGAAAACAAUGAAUUGUUCAGGGUGAAUUUCGGCCAUAUACUUUCUAGUUCUCUGGACAGUGCAGACGACAUCGAAGAGGAUUCACAGAUCAACAGAAUCAAAGAACUUGGUCCUUUAAAUGAAACCAUUACAGGUAACACCUAGUGGAGGGAAUAAUAAGAGCUAAAUUCAAGGUGCUGAUAGAUUGCAAGGUGAAUUGUUUCCAUCUUAUUCCCUUCUAUCCUUUUCUUCAAGUUUAUUGGUCAGCAAAGUGAGCAGAUUUUGAGUGACUAUUGUGAAUCAAAAGAAUGUGAGAAGUGAAGAAAAAAGAUGGCUUCUUUGAAAUAGCUUUAUGUAGACAUACAGUACAAAUUGCAAUAUUUUUGGUUCAUUAGAAGCACUAAAAGAGCAGAGUUCUUAA